UUGCGGAAGGACGUGAGCGCUUAGACGGCGCUGUGUGUGUGACAGAGACAGAGAGAAAGAGAGAGAGGUUUUGGACAUCAUUUUCAGGCAGAAAAAAAAGGAAACGCGCCUGGCAACUUGGUACAGUAAACUAAACGUUUUUUUUUCUCCUGGAAGUCUGAUUUUAUAGCCUGUUAAAUUUCUUUUCGUUAAUAUUUACGGAACGCACGAGAUGUUUGGACAGUGUGCGCUAUAGUGUGCUCAUAUAUUUACAUGUACAUAUUUUAAUAAAACAUAAAAAUAAAAAGCCCUGCUCUCUAAAUGUGUCACAUAUCAACCAAAAUGGAGCAACCGUUUUAUCAUGACGACUCGUUUCUCUCUGCUUAUGGCACUCCAGACGCCGUGGCCCUACGCGACUACAAGCUCCUAAAGCAGAGCAUGAGCGCCAGCUUUGUCGAGCCUUACCGCAACUUCAAGAGCGACUUCUACCCGGCCGGGAGCGCAGACGCCGGCUCGCUGAAACUUGCCGCUCCGGAGCUAGAGCGUCUCAUCGCGCAGAGCGGCGGAGGCGUGAUCACGAGCCCAACCCCGGGUCAGUACCACCUGUACGGUCGCUCCAUCACAGAGGAGCAGGAAGGCUUCGCGGACGGAUUCGUCAAAGCCCUGGACGAGCUCCACAAGAUGAACCAGGUGGCACCGCCGAACGUGUCAAUCGGCGGAGUAGGAGUGCCUCCGUCCGUGCAGACCGAUGCACCCGUGUACGCCACUCUGAACAGCUGCAGCCCCAACACUAGCGUCCAGCAGCCCGCCUCGCCUGUGCCCUUUCCCAGCGCCACCAUCAGCUAUCUGCCUCACCAUCCUCAGUUCCACCACCAACACCAGCAGCAGCCACACCACCACCAGCACCAGCCCUAUCCCUUCCAACACGCGCUGCACGCACCGAGACUCUCGGCGCUUAAAGAGGAGCCACAAAUCGUCCCUGACGUGCACGGCGCCUGUGCGGACGGCUCGCCGCCGACGUCGCCGGUCGACCUGGAGGAACAGGAGCGCAAAAAGGCCGAGCGUAAGCGCCUGCGUAACCGGAUGGCAGCCACCAAGUGCCGGCGGCGGAAGCUAGAGCGCAUCUCGCGGCUUGAGGACAAGGUGAAGGUGCUGAAGACGGACAAUGCCGGACUGUCCAACACCGCGUCCCGGCUGCGGGAGCAGGUAGAACAUCUCAAGCAGAAGGUCAUGACGCACGUAAGCAGCGGGUGCCAGCUGAUGCUGACGCCAAAAAUCAAGUCUUACUGAAAAGUUCACGGACUCACGGACAAGCUGUCUUGUUCUUUUCUUUUCUUUUCUUUUUCUAAUUCAAAAAGGGGGAAACACUGGACCAUUUCUUGAUAUUAAUGCAUUGCACCACAGAAUGAAUUCGAGCCUAUGUUUCUUGUAGAAAACCUUUGCUGUGUUGCCAUGUGUAUGUAUUUUGGGUUGUUUUUUUUUUUUUAAAGAAAGCAUUUCCUUUAGAAACGUGUUGUUUGUAUGAUAUGAUACCAGAUGAAAUGCACACUGAUUAAUAAUGGCAAGACUGUCAGCAGAACUUCAUCAUAUGUGUGCCAGUGAUAUCCUAUGAAUACAUACAUAAGUUAUUUUCAGGUUUAAUCCGGACAAAUCUUUAUUGUAAAUGUUUUUUUUUUAAUUAUUGUUAUUAUUAUUAUUAUUAUUUGUAUUUAAGUAAAAGAUUUAAAACAUU
Messenger RNA from Tachysurus fulvidraco (yellow catfish), 1711 nucleotides. It is a transcript of the gene junba, whose product is annotated as JunB proto-oncogene, AP-1 transcription factor subunit a. Gene Ontology annotation, cellular component: transcription regulator complex. Gene Ontology annotation, biological process: regulation of transcription by RNA polymerase II; regulation of cell population proliferation; regulation of cell cycle. Bases 301 to 1269 code for a protein of 322 amino acids. Gene Ontology annotation, molecular function: DNA-binding transcription factor activity, RNA polymerase II-specific; transcription factor binding; RNA polymerase II cis-regulatory region sequence-specific DNA binding. The transcript has a single exon. Lineage: Eukaryota; Metazoa; Chordata; Actinopteri; Siluriformes; Bagridae. The record is from RefSeq and is a predicted model, not a curated record.